GCAGCAGCAGCAGCAGCAGCAGCAGCAGCAGAGGAGGAGGCCCAGCAGCAGCAGCAGCAGCAGGACUCAGUCGUGGCGCUGCCCUCGGAAGCCAGCACUGAGCCGACCCCGGUGCUGUGCGACAGCCUGCUGGAGAGCAUCCAGGCCGAUCUGGACGGCCUGCGCGGCCUGAUGGGCAGCCCCAACUGGCCCAUCGACACCAUCUCCAUGCAGAACAUUCUGAUGGAUCAGGACCAGGCCCUGAGCGCCGGUGGCAGCGGCGCUAGCGGCGGCAGUGGGGGCGCCGAGGCGGACCAGCAAAUGGUCUCCUACAACCCGUCCCUGCUGGACUUGUUCAACAACGAGACGGACGACCAGCUGUUCCCGGAUUUGUGCGGCCUGGAGGAAGACGAGGAGCUGGCGCCGGUGCUGGCGCCGGCCACCGCCACCGCCACCGCCACCACCGCCGGCUCGGCCACUGUCACCGCAACGGCGCCGGCCAACAGCAGCCUCAACACGCCCACAGUGGAGAUGAAGGCGCCGCGCUUCCCGGCGGCGUCGUCGGCCGCCACUUCUGUGGUCUGCGUCUGA
Molecule: messenger RNA, 570 nt
Organism: Pollicipes pollicipes
Lineage: Eukaryota; Metazoa; Arthropoda; Thecostraca; Pollicipedomorpha; Pollicipedidae
Exons: 5
Coding region: 172-570 (132 amino acids)
Source: RefSeq, a predicted model, not a curated record